AUGACAACGAACAAUACUUCAAAGCGUACGAUCCCACUAGGUUCGACUAUCCUUGUCACCGGUGGGAAUGGACUCAUCGCCUCACAUGUAGUCGACCAGCUUCUAGGUGCCGGAUAUCGCGUUCGUGCGACGGUCAGAAACCCUUCGAAAUGCGCAUGGAUGGAGCCACUGUAUACCAAGCGCCAUGGCAAUGGCCGUUUUGACCUGGUCCAGGUAGCUGACCUCACCUCGCCCGACGCCUGGCACAUUGCCGUGAAAGGUGUCGCUGGAAUCGCCCACGUCGCCGGUCCAGUAGACUUGAUGGUGCAAGACUUUGAGGCUGCCUUAAAGGAGGAGCUGCCGAUAUACACCAACUUGCUCAAAGCUGCAAAAAAUGAAAAGUCCGUCAAGUCUUUCGUCCUCACUUCGUCCGCCUGGGCGGCGUUCACUCCAGAUACAAGCAAAAAGCUCAAGCUCACGGAAUGGACUUGGAACGAAGACGCCAUUGAACUUGCAAAGAGCGAUGCAUCACCUCAAGAGAAGGGUAUUUCCAACUUUAUGGCAUUAAAGGUCCGGCUGGAGCAGGAGGCUUGGAACUGGGUCAAGGAGGAGAAGCCGGAGUUCACCUUCAAUUCCGUCCUGCCGGACACGGUUAUGGGCGAGUGUCUAGACCCUAUCAACCAGGGCAUUCCUAGCACAGCGGGUAUGGUCCACUGGGUGUGGACUGGUGAGAAUCGACAUAUUCUAGAGGCCGUGGAGCCCCAGUGGCACAUCGAUGCCAAUGAUACAGGUCUUCUGUAUGUGGCUGCGCUAACAACACCGCAUGUGAAUGGCGAGAGACUGUAUGGGUUCGGAGACCGAUUUAGCUGGUCCCAGGUCAGAGAGAUUCUGUCACGGCUGUACCCGGACAAAGAGAUUCCGCCGAUCAAGGAGUCGGGUGUCGACCAAACUGAGGUACCCAAUCAGCGAGGGGCGGAACUUUUAAGAGGAUUGGGCCGAAAGGGUUGGACAAAUUUAGAAGAGAGCGUCAAAGCCAAUGCAUUGAGCUUUCUGCAGCUGGAGGCUGCGAAGGCAUAA
This is a messenger RNA of Truncatella angustata, 1056 nucleotides long. RefSeq lists its product as uncharacterized. NCBI's taxonomy places the organism in Eukaryota, Fungi, Ascomycota, Sordariomycetes, Amphisphaeriales, Sporocadaceae. Gene Ontology annotation, molecular function: oxidoreductase activity, acting on the CH-OH group of donors, NAD or NADP as acceptor. The record is from RefSeq and is a predicted model, not a curated record. Bases 1 to 1056 code for a protein of 351 amino acids. The transcript has a single exon.